This is a messenger RNA of Lepus europaeus (European hare), 525 nucleotides long. RefSeq names its product odontogenesis associated phosphoprotein (gene ODAPH). Gene Ontology annotation, biological process: positive regulation of enamel mineralization. The coding region runs from base 27 to 431 and encodes 134 amino acids. Lineage: Eukaryota; Metazoa; Chordata; Mammalia; Lagomorpha; Leporidae. The transcript has 2 exons. The record is from RefSeq and is a predicted model, not a curated record.
GGCAGUGCUGGCACAGGGUGGAAGCCAUGGCUUGCAGCCCCAACUUCUCCUGGCUCCUGGUCUGCUGGUUGGCGGUCACUGUGGCAGAAGGACAAGAGGUUGCCAUCCCUCCCGCAGUGGCCCCUACAGACUGUCAGAUCUUCACUCUUACCCCCUCGCCCACCACGAGGGCCCCAGCCACCAGGGUGCAGCUCAUCACUAGGACACCCAGGUGUCCCUUCCACAACUUUCCCGGAAGAAGGCCCGGAGUCCACCUUGGGUUUCCAAACAGACCUUUCUUCCCUCCCAAGUGCAACCACCGUUUUGUAUUCCAGCCAUUUUACGGGCCGCACGGUCGCCUUCCUCCUAACAAUUUCCCCAGGACAAGACUUUAUAGCGAUAGCUCAUCUGAAGAAAGCAGAGAGGAGAGGGAAGCCAGUGCCUCAGACUAGGUGAGAAGAUCGCCACUCUUUCCUGACAAGAAGGAGUAGAUUUGAAGACUAAGUUUCCUAGACACCGCUGGUCAGAAAUUGUUCUCUUGGUCAG